AUGUCACGAGUGUCACUUAUCAAACUCUGCAUCAUCCACAGCCCGCAGGAUCAGCCCCCGCACCUCCACGCGCCCGUGUUCAUCCCCAGCGUCUACGACGGGCGGGACUUCGCCCACACGCUCCCGGGGCGCCAGUACGUGUGCCGCGACCACCAGAGGCGCCCGCCCCAGGGGCACGGGCAGCAGGACGGGCACCAUGAGUGCCAGGCACAGUCUCCCAAGGCGUAUCAUCAGGGACCGCAUCAGCCGUACCAGGGAGAAUACCAGGCGCGUCCAAUGCAGCACAGGGGGUACCAAGAACAGCGCGCAGCAUACCAGGGGCAGCAGGAAGCAUACCAGCGGCAGCACCAGGCGCAGUACCAAGCACAGCCGGACGCGCAGCAACAGCAGGCACACGUGGACGACAGCCCUUCGCGUCAGAGGCCCCGCCUUCCCCGGGACGGACCAGCUGCUCAACAGACGUACUUGGAUGCGUACGGACUGGAGGGCACGGGCGGCGCGCCCCUGGAAGACCCCGCUGCCCAGUAUCCCGCUGAAGGGGGCCCAGUUACCGUGCUAACGGAGGAGGACCAGACGUCCUCCUUCCUGGAGACCCUGCAGCGCCCUCCGGAGGCCUUCGCGGACCCGACGUCCUUCGACCACCCAGUCUACUUCCUUCCGCAUCAUCCUGAGGGCCACGGUCCUCCCCUUCCUUCCCCUGCGCUCCCCCCGAGGGACGGGCGGCAUGGCCUCCCGCCCUUGCCCCUCGAUGCCAGCCCCUCUCGCCCCUUGCCCUACUCGCACCACACACGCCGGCGCCCUUUGACCAGGAUCGCCGCCCUCCUCCGGCCGAACCCAGGCCACCGCCACCCCACGCCGCCCACCCAGGUCCCAGCACCCACCGCCCAGCCCAGGCCACCGCCACUCCACGCCGCCCAGUCCCCGAGAUUCUCGCCGCCCAUCCCCGCCCACGCCAAAGACGCCCACCUCGAGGCGGCCGUCCCCGAGUGCGAAGAGCAGGCGCGCCCAGCAGCCGCCCGACAGCCCGAGCCAGGCGCCGCGCCACCGCCCGCCGCGGGACCGAGCCGCCCGCCGCCCAGCCCCAAGCGCGCGCCCAGCCCUGCGCGUGGCCCCAGCCCGACGGUCGAGCGGCGGCGGCUGCCCCUCGCGUCCAGCCAGCAGCUGUUCCGCUCCAAGGUCAUCUCGGGGUCAAAGGUCAAGAAGUCCGGAAGCUCAGGGUCACAUGAACAAACUUUUGAGAGAGCCUAUGAAAUACCUACAAGAGACUUUUUAAUACCCCUUUGA
Molecule: messenger RNA, 1284 nt
Organism: Penaeus vannamei (Pacific white shrimp)
Lineage: Eukaryota; Metazoa; Arthropoda; Malacostraca; Decapoda; Penaeidae
Source: RefSeq, a predicted model, not a curated record